AUGGGAGGAGGAAGCAUGCAACGGUCUAUCGUAUCCGGCAGCCAAUGUCUGUGGGCUCGGCUGGCUCGACGGACCGGCCGCCGCGCCACCUCCGCCAGGCCCAGGCCGAUAUGGCAGGCGUGCGCGCCGGCGCGCAGCUUCCACACCCGCCAGAGUCUUGCCGACAGCAGCGCACAGGCAGCGACGGCGCGAGCUCCGAACAAGCACGAGGCAUCCGUCGUGGACGCCCUCCGUGAUGAGGAGAGCGGCGUCUUGUACACCAACAUCGGCGACACGCCGCCGCGGAUCGUGGGCAGCAGAGGCGCCUAUCUAUACACGGCCGACGGGCGGGAAAUCCUGGAUGCUACGGGCGGCGCCGCGGUGGUUUCCAUCGGGCACAAUCAUCCGCGCGUGAAAGAGGCGAUCAUGCGGCAGUUGGAUCAGGUCGCGUAUUCGUGGGCGCCGCUGUUCACGACCGAGGCGGGAGAGAAGUUGGCCAAGGUCUUGGUUGACUCGACGGGGGGAAGGAUGUCGAAGGUCUUUGUCGUCAGUUCUGGAACCGAGGCGGUCGAGGCAGCUUUGAAGAUUGCGCGACAGUAUUUCCUGGAGCUUCCUGAGAAGCAGCCAGAGCGAACACGGUUCAUUGCGCGCCGGCAAUCGUACCACGGAAACACGUUGGGCUCCUUGUCUGUGGGUGGCCAUGUUGCCCGAAAGCAGAUCUACAACCCGAUUCUCAGCACCAACACGUCGCAUGUUUCUCCCUGUUACCCGUAUAGGGGUCAAAAGGACGGUGAGAGUGACGAGGCGUAUGUGUCUCGACUGGCUCAGGAGCUGGAUGACGAGUUUCAAGCCGUCGGUCCGCAUACUGUGUGUGCGUUCAUCGCUGAGACUGUGGCUGGCACGACCCUCGGUUCUGUGCCCGCGACACCGGGUUAUUUCAAAGCCGUCAAGGAAGUGUGCAACCGGCACGGCGCACUCUUCAUCCUCGACGAAGUGAUGUCCGGAAUGGGGCGGACAGGCACCCUGCACGCCUGGGAACAAGAGGGCGUGGUGCCCGAUCUUCAAACCGUCGCAAAGGGACUUGGAGCCGGCUAUGCCUCCGUCGGCGCCCUGCUCAUCAAUAAGCGGGUCGUAGAAUCCCUGAGACACGGCACAGGCAUCUUCUCGCACAGCCAGACCUAUCAAGGCCAUCCCGUGGCCUGUGCAGCCGCCUACGAGGUCCAGCAGGUAAUCCAGGACGAAGACUUGCUCCAGAACGCUCGUGAAAUGGGUGCCUAUCUGGAAAAUACCUUGAAGCAACGCCUUGGAGAUCAUAAGAACGUCGGAAACAUCCGAGGACGUGGCCUCUUCUGGGGAGUUGAAUUCGUCUCUGACAAGCGUACAAAGCAGCCAUUCCCUGCAGAACGAAAAGUCGCAUCCCUCGUCUCCAAGACCGCACUUGUAGAUCACUCACUCAGUCUGAUACCCAUGUCAGGCAUGGCGGAUGGCUAUAGUGGCGAUGGCGUUCAGAUUGCGCCGCCGUAUAACAUCACGAGAUCUGAAAUCGAUACGCUCGUGGACAGGUUGGAACAGGUCGUUCGACAGGUCUUAGGGUGA
This is a messenger RNA of Exophiala aquamarina CBS 119918, 1575 nucleotides long. RefSeq lists its product as uncharacterized. Bases 1 to 1575 code for a protein of 524 amino acids. Gene Ontology annotation, cellular component: cytosol. Lineage: Eukaryota; Fungi; Ascomycota; Eurotiomycetes; Chaetothyriales; Herpotrichiellaceae. The transcript is spliced from 4 exons. The record is from RefSeq and is a predicted model, not a curated record. Gene Ontology annotation, molecular function: pyridoxal phosphate binding; transaminase activity.